Klebsormidium nitens is the source of this 973-nucleotide messenger RNA. Lineage: Eukaryota; Viridiplantae; Streptophyta; Klebsormidiophyceae; Klebsormidiales; Klebsormidiaceae. The record is from the annotation of a GenBank genome assembly.
ACAGGCAUUCUCGUCCUCUUUCCAGGCUGACGUUGGCGGGCAGCCACAGCCGCAGGGGCGCAUAGGCCAGGAGGUUCAAGGGGGCCGCAAAGAUGGUGAAGAUCAGCUACUACCGCAACUAUGGCAAGACCUUCAAGAAGCCUCGGCGUCCGUUCGAGAAGGAGCGCCUCGACGCGGAGUUGAAGUUGGUGGGGGAGUAUGGGCUGCGCAACAAGCGCGAGCUGUGGCGCGUGCAGCACGCCCUGAGCAAGAUCCGCAACAACGCGCGUACGCUGCUCACUCUUGAUGAGAAGAACACGCGGCGCAUCUUUGAGGGAGAGGCCCUGCUGCGGCGCAUGUUCCGGUACGGUCUGCUGGACGAGACCCAGAACAAGCUCGAUUACGUGCUGGCCCUGACGGUGGAGAACUUUUUGGAGCGGCGCCUGCAGACACAGGUCUUCAAGGCCGGCCUCGCCAAGUCCAUCCACCACGCGCGCGUCCUCAUCAGGCAGCGCCACAUCAGGGUAGGAAAGCAGAUUGUCAAUGUGCCCUCGUUCCUGGUUCGCGUCGACAGCCAGAAGCACAUCGACUUUGCGCUCUCGAGUCCCUUCGGCGGCGGCCGCCCCGGGCGGUGCAAGAGGAAGAACGCCAAGGCUGCCUCCAAGAAGGCGGGCGGCGACGACGAAGAGGGCGAGGAGGAGGACGAGGAGUAGACACAGCGAUGCCCCACUUCUUGGAUUGUUCUCGGUCCGGAAUUGCAAAAGACGGCGGUGCACUCGUUUGUCUCGAUUGAAUUUGUGCCGUUUGCCUCAAGAGUAGCUGUGUUCGCUCAUAUAUUCCAACCACUGCGUGGACGUCAUGCAUUCGACUUAUGUCUACUUGGUGAAGCGGACAUUGUUUGAUCCUUGAUACUUGCGAUAUCACCAUCCAACUCGAUCCAAGGGCAUGCGCCAGAGUGAACAAUUGAAGCUGGAGGCAGCUCCAGACCGCGUGC